ACCUGCCGCUGUAUUUCACCCAUGUAUUGUAGAAUAUACCAGGUGUGUAUUAUGACUUUAUAUUACGCGUAUUCCUCUGUGAACUUCUUAGCUGAAGAGUACUGUAUGAUUUCCCUAUCUGAAUAGCUCUAGCCUUAUAUUGGCUCUCCCUGUUUCUGAUUGGACAACCAUUUCUGUCAUUCUGUCCUGCCCUUUAAUCUGAUUGGUCUAGAGUUGACGAGUAAUGGGACAGGUCCAGUUGUGACUGUGUAAGCAGAGACCAGCAGAGGUGCAGAGGUGUUGUCAAUCUGACAGGUCCCGGCACUGAGUGAGUGACUGAGUGAGUGCAGCGUUCAGGGCUCUCAGGUAACGUCACUCUGACUGGUAUCAGCUCCACACCAUGGCUAGAGUUCUCUAACAAAAUGAAGGACCAGUACCACCCAGCCAAUGAAGACCAAGCUGAGGUCCAUUCUGGUCAUUCAAGUCCAACAAAGCCUUUCAGAACGCAAAAUGAACUUCACAAAGAACUGCUCCUGGCCCAUAAGAGGGGUGUGGCACUGAGCCACAGAUCUGAACUUCAGCAGGUGCUGGAGAGAAGAAAGAGGGUUCAGAGUGACCAGGAGGAGGAGCAACAGAGCAAGACUCCUCUGGACGACGUUCUGCUGAGACGUCAGCAGAAACAACACGAGAGAGAGAAGAAAGAUGAGGAAAAAGAACAAGAGGAAGCCCAUCUGAUGGAGUUUGUUAGAGUAAGACAGAACCUUAGAAAGAUUCACUCAGUGAUUCAGAACAAAAGUGGAAAUGUCUGAGGCUCCGGAGGACUGCAGCGUUAACCUAUAAACUGUGGUUGGACCCAACGGCCACAGAUGUCAAACUGUUCCUAACAUGCAAGAACCACAUUCUAUGUCAAUAAACAUUACUGACAUAUCUUUAGACGCACCCUCAGUAUUCUUGGGAAAACCAUUUGUUUUUAUAU
Messenger RNA from Cynoglossus semilaevis (tongue sole), 955 nucleotides. Its product is annotated as protein FAM107A. Lineage: Eukaryota; Metazoa; Chordata; Actinopteri; Pleuronectiformes; Cynoglossidae. Bases 402 to 788 code for a protein of 128 amino acids. Gene Ontology annotation, biological process: actin filament bundle assembly; regulation of actin cytoskeleton organization; actin filament polymerization. The transcript has 4 exons. Gene Ontology annotation, cellular component: stress fiber; neuron projection; synapse. The record is from RefSeq and is a predicted model, not a curated record.